GCGAUGUUUAAUUCCAUUGAAUAAAUUAAAUUCAACUGUCCAAAUUUUCCCAUUGGUUAUAAUGCCGGAAUGACUACCCGUCAAUAUAUAAAAAUCCGAAUGAAAAAAGCUUCGUGAAAUAAAACAUGAGUUCGAAAUGUUUUGUACCAAGUUGUAAAAAUAAUGUAGGAAUAGCUUUUCCUGAAGAUCCAGAAAUUAAAGAAAAAUGGUUAGACAUUCUAGGUAUUCCACAUUUACAGCCCAAACCGUCAAGCUUUGUUUGUCUAGACCAUUUUCAAGACGAUGAAGAUUUAGAUGAAAUACCAAAUACUGAAUCUGGAAAGAUCAGUAGCAAUUUAAAGCAAGUUACUACUAAAACAAAUCCAGAUCAAAUUGUAAUUGAAGGAAAAAUUGUAAAGAUUGGAAGCAUAGAAACUGAAAAACCUGAAAGUCAUGGAGAUGAAGAAGCAGAUGAUCCAGAUCAGUCUCAGGAAAAUGUGUCUUCUGAACAUACAGAAAUAUGCAGAUUAUGUAUGGAGCAAAAGGAAGAUACUAAAAAUAUAUUUGUUGAAGAAAUUGAAGAUAGUAUACCCAUUGUAUUUGCAAUCCUAGCCUGUAUUCAUCCAAUUGAGAUUUCAUAUGAAGACAAUUUAUCAAAAAAUAUAUGUAUAGAUUGUUUGAACAUACUUCAGGUGUGUUUUAAGUUUAGAUCAGUUUGUUUAAAAAAUGAUAAAAUCCAAAAACAAUCCUUAAGGACUCAAGCUUCCCCAAUUAUAAAAAAGCAAAAACGGAAGGGCGAAGAAACAACAGAGCAAGUUAAAAAGAAAACAAAAUCUGCUGACCAUGAAGAUAAGUAUGAUGAACUAGAAGCUAUAAAUGAAUUUUUAGUUAAAAAAGACGGAAAGGAAAUGAUCAAGACCGAAGAUACCAAAAAUAUGCAUGAUGACAAAAUAUCCCAGAACAAUAAUUCUCAAAAUGAAUCUAUGAAUAGAAUGGAAGAAGAACUUCGGAAAGUUUUAGAAGGAUCAUUGUCUGAAGAGCAUGCUAGUGCUGAUAAUAUUAUAAUACAUAUUGAGAAUGAUGAUGACGACGAUGAUUAUAGUGCAGAUGAUACUGAGGAAACUUUAUCAAAUAUUGAUCUUCCAGUAGGUAUAGGCGAUUCUCAAAAAACUACCAAAUCAAAGCGGGCAGUGCUGCAUGAAGAUUAUUCUUUGGAUAAACCUGAAAAUAUUCGUUCUAAGGAAGCUAAUGUAAAUAGUGGAAAGGGAUUUAAGUCUAAUAUUGGAGUAUUUGAAGGAACACCCAUAACUUAUUUUUAUGAUGUCCAGUUCUGUGAAGUUGAUGAUUAUUUAUUUGAGUACAGGAUUGCUAAACAGACUCAGAGGAAUAUGAGAUGUUUACUACCAUCUUGUUCGGCUACAGCAGUGCAAAGUAGAUUAGAAAAAUAUGAAUAUAGUAAUGAAGUAACAGUAUUAACACCUCAUAAUCAUAAAUGCCCCGAUGAGUCUGAACAGAAGAAGCAAAUGUUUUUCUAUGUAAUGAAAAGGAAAAUGCACAGUGAUAAGACACUUAAAUUCAAGAAUGUUUAUGAUGAUGUUUGCCAAAAGGAUCCUGAAAUCAAGCAACUUAUCCCGCUCAGAAAUGUAAUUAAUGAGAUAUGUCGUCAUCAAUUCAAUCAUAAACUGAUUCCUAUUACAUCUUUUGACAUUUUAUGUAAUCACAUCGAAGAUGAUGCUUAUCAAAAAUUCCAAUUUACCCUUGAGGGAGCGCAAUUUUACCAAGAAAAGUUUACUGCUGAAGAUAAUGCCAAAGCUAUUGUAUUUGCGAAUCUUGAUACAAUUGAGGAAAUGUCUGAUAGUGAGUUGAUGUAUAUCGAUGCAUCUUUCAAAAUUGAAAGUGGGGAAUCGUUUGCAUAUCAGCUAGUGACCGUUCUAGUUUGGAUUGAAGAAAGUUAUUAUCCAAUAAUGUUUGCUUUGGUUAAUUACAAAACCCAAGAAAUCUAUAAAAAGAUUUUUGAAUUUUUGCAUGACACCUUAGCUCCAAGACUUAGACCAGAUGAAAUUGUAACGGAAUACGAAUCUAACCUGUACUAUGCUCUAGGAGAAAUAUAUGUCGAUUCUAGUAUUGGAGGGUCUGCAUUUUACUACACACAGAAUAUCUACAAAAAGAUAUGUUAUUUAGAUUUGGCAAAAGAUUUGGAAACAAACACUUAUUUUAGAAAUGUUUAUCAUAUGUUACUGAUGUUGCCCUUAUUACCAGUGAAUACGAUAUUGGAUGGCUUUCAGAAUAUCCAAGCACAGGCUACUCAAAUGGGCAUUACACAUUUGACGAAAGAUCUGUUCGAACACAUGGAAUCCGAAUGGCUUAAUAAAGUUACUCCAGAUCUCUUCUGUGUCCAUCGAUUAGAAAAUAGAAUAAACGAGAACGUAAUAGCACCAUUCAAAAAAUUACGGGACUACAUAAUGUUAUCUAAAGGAAAAAGAAACGUACCCGACAUUAUGGUUGUAAUAGAAAAGCUCAUUGAACUGGAACAAUUCCUUCAUGUGACUUAUACAUCUGGCAAUAAAAAAUCUUUUGCUAGGGAUCUGAGUAGUGCUCAAAAGAAGAAUGUCUUAAGAGCUUGGCAGUUCAUAGAAACGCAUCCAAAGAUUAAUAUUAAUAAUUUCUUCUCUAGAGUUUUGGGUUACAUUAAAUGCAUGGAGAACCAGUUAUGGAUUUGGGGAUUUUAUAGAUAUAAAGGCGAGGUUACUGACGAACUGAUUAAUGCUUCCAAUUUCUCGAUAAUAUCUAGUGAUCUGGAACCAGGGGCAGAUAUGGUUGAAGUUGCAGAAAUGAGCGAGGAGGCACAAGAGGAGACUGAAAAUGAAGAAGAAAUUGAAAAAACUGAUGAUCCCACUCAAAUUGUUAUGGACGCAGUUAUAGAUGAAAAUGGCGGAUUUGUUUUAAAACCUAGAAAAAAACCGAAUAGUAAAACUUACAAUGUGACUUAUAAAUAAGAUUUUUUUAAUUCUUGAUUUCUUUAAAAUAUACAGUCAAUGAAUGUAGAUUUUAAUAUUUGUACAUACAAAAAUAAAAUUCUUUAAUUUC
Messenger RNA from Psylliodes chrysocephalus, 3066 nucleotides. Lineage: Eukaryota; Metazoa; Arthropoda; Insecta; Coleoptera; Chrysomelidae. The record is from the annotation of a GenBank genome assembly.